This is a messenger RNA of Lactuca saligna, 883 nucleotides long. Lineage: Eukaryota; Viridiplantae; Streptophyta; Magnoliopsida; Asterales; Asteraceae. The record is from the annotation of a GenBank genome assembly.
CGGGUAUAAUCGUAAUUGACAAUCAUAACCAGAUCUGAAAAGUGGGAAAAUAGCGUUUCACUUGAAAUUAAGCAAAACGUUCUUUCUCCACUCGUUGAUAGAACAGGAAAUCAAACUCCCAAAAACCAGAAUUCAAUCAACGAAGAUGAUGAUGAAGAUGAUGACAAUGAUCAUAACUAGAAUAAUUUUCUUGCUCCUGUUUUUGUCACACGCAAUCGCUUAUACACGGUUUAAUCUUUCUCAUUUCAUCUAUCCGAAAAUCAGCGACGAAUUUCGCCCUCAACCAUCUCUUUUCCUAAAGGAUAUUCUAGGAGAAAUAUCUGCUACUGAACACUGGAAGUCGGAAGACUUUAGGGUUUUGAAUCUGGAAAUAGAGAAGGUUAAGUUUGGGAAUUUGCAGAGAUACGAGAUUGAGUUUCUGUUAAGGAACAAGAAAGAUUAUGUAUUUAAUUCGAUGGAUAAUGUUUCUUCAUGGAAGAGAUUUAAAGACAAAGAAGGCGAUUUUGAGGUUAUGGCUAAUGAAGUGAGUUCAAAAGCAGUUCUUGGAUCAAUUCAAAUCGAAGGGCCUGUUGAAUUACUAGUUUCUGGAGACAAUGAAAUGUCUUUGCUACUACCAUGGAACACAUCACAUUCUGGUCUGAAGAGGAUACUUGUUGGAGAAGACGUAACUGUAGAAGUGAAGAAUGCAAAUGAAGUCUCUCUUUUUAAAACAUCAAAUCUUGGACAACAAGCAGAUUCAAAACAUAAUCUUAUUGAUCAUAUCUUUCCAUACAUGACAUGUACGCCAUUGCUUCCAGUAAGAAUUUCCGGAUCUUCAUCUGUAGUUGCCUUCAGGACUCAAAAUCCAGCUCCUGAGGCUCUUACACUUGAUGUGAAUUGGUAG